AUGUUGAAAGCCAGGGAUAUUGAUACAAAACCUCCAGACGACGGGAAACAAGGAGUAAAACUCGCUUUAAGAUCACACGCAGACGACCAAGUCCAGCUUGACAAAUCAACAGACCAGCAGACGACAUUUGAGAGGACACCAGCGGAGGACAAAACACCAAACAACACGUCAUCACUGGCCCCUCUUUCAAAAUCUCCCGACAAACAUCUGUCAACUUCAUCAGAGGUGGUUAAGCACAAGACAACAGCAGAUACAGCUGGAGCCGCCUCAGAUAAAGAUAUCACGGACAGAAAGCGGAAGUACCUCUACACUGUCCCAGCCGAGUUUUUAGCGAGCUGGAUCCUCAACAACAAAUCCGCCACCUUUGAAAGAGGUCUGCUGGCAAAAACCAAGAUGGGCUGCUCGUAUGGCUACAUCAAUGAGGGUGAUAAGUGCUUCAGCUUUUACGACAUCAUCACUAAUUAUACUAACUGUAAGGCCCUAUGUGAUGUGUUUAGGAGUAAGCCAGUCCUGCCGGACAGUGUGGAAAUCUACGACACCUUGUACGGCCUGUUCCGGCACUCCUUAGAGUCCAAGAAUUUUGAUCUGAACAACUCGUCUUUCUGGGUGGCUAUAGUCAACAAGCAGGAACACUACUGGGUGUCAGACUACGCCAACAACACGAAAGACACCAGUUCUGUGAAAUACGUCCGGUGGGCUGAUGGACAUCCGGGUUUCGCAUCCACCCACGGCGCCAAAUGCUCCGGCAUCUCGUUCGUCGACGCCAAAUACCGCGCCAUCAAGUGUGACGAGCUCAACUACUGCGCAUGCUCCACGCCAUUGAUGGUGUUAAACGAACACUCACCCUUCGGCUAACCAGAUUUAGCCAUCUUAGCACCGUACAAUCUCAUGACGA
Molecule: messenger RNA, 895 nt
Organism: Physella acuta
Lineage: Eukaryota; Metazoa; Mollusca; Gastropoda; Physidae
Source: RefSeq, a predicted model, not a curated record